AUUCUUCCGGUCCGGAAAGCCCUUUACCAUCAUUACUUGUUAAAGGGCACGGGGGCGGACCCGCAGCUCUCCAAAGAGUCCGAUGAUGAGCGGCAGCGUGGCGGUCCACCGCGGCGGCCUCGGUUUUCCGGCGAGGGGAGGAGGAGGAGGGGAAGAGAGGAGGAAGCGGGGCGAAGACGAAGACGAUGAGGAAGAGGAGGAGGAGAAUGGUGGGCGGGGGAUGGAAGCGUGGGAGCGGGCCUACGCCGACGAGCGCUCGUGGGAGGCGCUCCAGGAGGACGAGUCCGGUCUCCUCCGUCCCAUCGACACGAAGACCCUCGUCCACGCCCAGUACCGCCGCCGCCUCCUCCAAUCCAAUGCUGCCUCCUUCACCGCCCCCCGGAUCCAGAAGGGCCUCAUCCGGUACCUCUACGUCGUCAUCGACCUCUCCCGAGCAGCUUCAGAGACAGAUUUUCGCACUAGUCGGAUGGUUGUGGUUUCAAAAUGUGUUGAAGCAUUCAUUAGGGAGUUCUUUGAUCAAAAUCCAUUGAGUCAUAUUGGUAUUGUCACCAUAAAAGAUGGUGUUGCCCAGCGCCUAACUGAUUUAGGUGGCAGCCCAGAUUCACAGAUUAAAUCCUUACUUGGCAAGCUUGAAUGUUCCGGUGAUGCUUCCUUGCAGAAUGCCUUAGAUCUUGUCCAUGGAUAUCUGAGCCAGAUCCCAUCAUAUGGUCACCGGGAAGUCUUAGUCUUGUACUCUGCUCUCAAUACCUGUGAUCCAGGAGAUAUAAUGGAGACAAUCCUGGAAUGCAAGAAAGCUAAAAUAAGGUGCUCUGUUAUUGGCCUAUCAGCAGAAAUUUACACAUGUAAGCAUCUUUCUGAGGAGACUGGGGGUUCAUAUACUGUGGCCUUGGAUGAGUCGCAUUUUAAGGAAUUGUUACUGGAGCAUGCCCUGCCACCCCCUGCAAUAGCAGAAUAUGCAGCUGCCAAUUUGAUCAAGAUGGGUUUCCCUCAGAGAGGAGCAGAAGGUAUUAUCUCUAUUUGUUCUUGUCACAAAGAAGCAAAAAUUGGUGGGGGCUACACCUGCCCACGGUGCAAGGCACGUGUUUGUGAGCUACCUAAUGAAUGUCGGGUUUGUGGAUUGACGCUUGUGUCUUCACCUCAUCUAGCAAGAUCUUAUCAUCAUCUUUUUCCAGUGACACCAUUCAAUGAGGUGUCUUCCAUGAUUCCAAGUAAAUUGGGUCAGAUGUUACCACAAACUUGUUAUGGUUGCCAGCAGAGCCUUGUGAGCCAUGGAAGCAAAUCCAAUUUCCAUGUUUCCUGUCCGAAAUGCAAUCAACACUUCUGUCUUGACUGUGAUAUCUAUAUCCAUGAAAGCUUGCACAAUUGCCCUGGUUGUGAAAGCCAGCGGGGCUUGAGUGCAUAACAGUUGCAUUUUCAGCGAUGUUGACAAUUGUUGCCUUGGUUAAUGGAUGGGUUAAGAAGAAUUCCAUUUCUUUGCUGGGCUUUCACAGUGCAGUGUAUUUGAUCUCACCAUGCUGCUUGAUGCCAGAUUCAUGGAGCUGGUAGAAACUCCAAUUUGCUUCAACCACCUAUAUAUUGUUGCAGGAUGGCUGUGGUUUGUUAUCGAUGUGCGUGCAGCUCAAAUUUGAGAAUCGACAACAUACAAACAAUCCUAGUGCUUAUCCGUCUUUGCUGAUGCUCAUAAAGUUCAAAUUUGAGGUUCUACAAAGUCAUGUUGCUGACUUCCAUGAGCUAGAAGACCGAGCAGGAAUUUUUGUUUUGAUUUAUCUUGAACCUCCAUAUGUAAAGAUAAUCCGGAAACCUUACAUCACAUUCCUUAUUGACAGGAUUGUGACCAAAGAGCUAUGCUUCUAGCGUGUCUGCAUCCCCUAGCUUUUGUUUUAUAUUCUUUUGUUUCUGAGAGAAUUGAGAUGCGUGUGUUCGUUAAAGAAGAGUGUAUUUGAAAAGGUGUGGCUCAUGGUCUCAUGCUCAAUGUGGCAGGAGCAUCCUGUCAUAUUUUGGUAAUUAAUUACAGGAAACACUAUAGCCAAUCAAAAGUUGAAUAAUUAGUAAAUUAUGUUUCAUC
Messenger RNA from Elaeis guineensis (African oil palm), 2065 nucleotides. Lineage: Eukaryota; Viridiplantae; Streptophyta; Magnoliopsida; Arecales; Arecaceae. The record is from RefSeq and is a predicted model, not a curated record.